UUAAAAUGUCAAUAAUCUAAGCUCAAUAGGACUGUACUCAAAUAAAAAUAAUUUAUUAUAUGUGUUAUUAAAAUCAAAGGGAUAUCUCGGAUCUAGUAGUAGAAAACUAUACCUUCCAACAAGUAGAAAACUUCAAAUAUCUUGGAGUAAACAUAAAUCAAUACAAUAACAUGCAUAAUGAAAUUAAAAUUAGAAUAUCAGCCGCUAAUAAGGGUUAUUACGCUUUGGAAAAAUUGUUCAAGUCAAAGUUCCUCUCUAGACGAUCAAAGGAAUGCCUGUACUUAAGUUUCCUACGGCCAGUUCUAACAUUUGCAUGCGAAACAUGGUCGACUACUAAAGGAGAUGAGGAAAAAAUGGCUUGCUUCGAAAGAAGAGUUCUUAGAAGGAUUUAUGGACCUAUACUAGAAAAUGAAGUGUACAGAAGAAGAACCAAUAAGGAAGUACAACAAAUUUAUCAAAAACCUGGUAUCAACGCGUACCUUAUGAGCAAACGAAUUGAGUGGGCAGGCCAUGUAUGGAGGUCAAAUGGUAUCCUAAAGAAAGCUCUGGAAAAAAAAAUCACUGGAAAAAGACCUAGGGGUCGCCCCAGACAGCGCUGGAUAGACAGGAUCAAGGAGGAUAUUGACAAGUGCGCCCAGGGAUUGACUUUAGAGGAUAGUGUUGACAGAGAUAGUUGGAGAAAAGUAGUAGAGGCAGCGAAAGUCCUUCAAGGACAGUAAAAGCUGAAGAAGAAGAAGAAGAAGUUAUUAAAAUCAAUAUUUAUAUGAAUAGAUUAUUACUUUUGAUUUAUAUUGAAUGCACUAAAAGAACAAAACUAUUGACGAAUAUGUAAUUAUUUUGAAUUAAAAAUUGAAAAAAUAAAUUGUGCUCUGAAAAUUCAAAACAUACGCAGACAUACAAUUUAAAGUACAAAAAAGUUUAAUGUCUCUAUCAAUUUCUCAAGACGAUUUGCCACAAUAGUAAUCAAAAUAAAUAUUAACAACAUUUAAUGGAUAUGAAAGGAACAAAACAAGCGGCGUGAAUCAAUGCUUCACUAGUUACUAACAAGAUAAAUUGCUCGUUUAACACG
Messenger RNA from Aphis gossypii (cotton aphid), 1069 nucleotides. RefSeq lists its product as uncharacterized. The coding region runs from base 171 to 719 and encodes 182 amino acids. The record is from RefSeq and is a predicted model, not a curated record. NCBI's taxonomy places the organism in Eukaryota, Metazoa, Arthropoda, Insecta, Hemiptera, Aphididae. The transcript has 2 exons. Gene Ontology annotation, biological process: regulation of DNA-templated transcription.